GUCAAACAGAAGAAAAAAAAAAAAGAUUGGUUUCACAUGCAAACUGUCAAGAGCAAAGAAAGCGAGCCGAUGGCAGCGAUGCAAACCUUCCAGCCACACUGACUGUCAGCCUUGCGUACAAAUGGAGGAAAGGACUAUCAUCAGAUUAUUGGAGCCUCCAAGUUGCUGAAGACUCUUGGGGAAACUGAAGUCAGUCAUAAGAUGUGAAUUUGCUGAAUGACGAAUGAGAAACCUGAGUACCGACGUCAUUGCAGAGGACUGACUACUACCAUCACUUGUCCCAUGACCUUGUAUGUUUGAGUGCUCCUCAUUCAGUCAUUCUGGUCCUCUGCUUCACACCUUCAUCUACCAGCGCUGCUUUUCAGCCCAGGCAGAGUGGACCCGUCCCUCUACCCAGGCCCCGCGCCCUCCCAUCGGCGGCCUAUUCUGGCGGUGUGUUGGUGUACGAUGGCGCGGUGGGACGCUGAGGGCUGCCGCGGGGGACUGUGAUGUCAGAGCCCAACAGCCCGGGCGAGAGCCGGCGUGGCGCUCCCAGAUUCUUCGUGGGCUGCGAGGACGAUGAGAGCGAGGUCCUGGAGGACAGCAUGAGGACAGACAUGGAGCUAUAUGAGGACGACGAAGACACAGACUCGCCCCCGGAGCAACAGAUUGUGGUGGGGAUCUGCUGCAUGAUGAAGAAGUCCAAGUCUAAGCCAAUGACCCAGAUCCUGGAGAGGCUGUGCCGGUUUGAGUACAUCACUGUGGUCAUCUUCCCAGAGGACGUCAUCCUCAACGAGCCUGUUGACAAAUGGCCUCUCUGUGACUGCCUCAUCUCCUUCCACUCCAAGGGAUUCCCGCUGGAUAAGGCAGUGAGCUAUGCCAAACUCAGAAACCCGCUGCUCAUCAAUGACCUGAACAUGCAGUACUACAUACAGGACAGGAGAGAGGUGUAUCGCAUCCUGCAGGAGGAAGGGAUUGAUCUACCACGCUAUGCUGUGCUGAACCGUGACCCGGAUAAACCAGAUGAGUGUAACCUGGUCGAAGGAGAAGACCAUGUGGAGGUGAACGGAGAGAUAUUCCAAAAGCCCUUUGUUGAGAAGCCUGUCUGCGCUGAAGACCACAAUGUCUACAUCUACUACCCCACCUCUGCCGGGGGUGGCAGCCAGCGACUCUUCAGAAAGAUCGGGAGCCGGAGCAGUGUGUACUCACCAGAGAGUAGUGUGAGGAAGACGGGCUCGUACAUCUAUGAAGAGUUCAUGCCAACAGACGGCACCGAUGUUAAGGUGUACACUGUGGGACCGGACUACGCUCAUGCCGAGGCUCGGAAGUCCCCUGCUCUGGACGGGAAGGUGGAGAGAGACAGCGAGGGGAAGGAGGUCCGCUACCCAGUCAUGCUUUCAGCCAUGGAGAAACUGGUGGCCCGUAAGGUCUGCCUAGCAUUCAAGCAAACUGUGUGUGGCUUCGAUCUUCUCCGAGCUAAUGGACACUCCUAUGUGUGUGAUGUCAAUGGUUUCAGUUUUGUGAAGAACUCCAUGAAGUACUAUGACGACUGUGCCAAGAUCCUCGGGAACAUUGUGAUGCGUGAGCUGGCUCCUCAGUUUCAGAUUCCUUGGUCCAUCCCUACUGAGGCAGAGGACAUCCCCAUUGUUCCCACUACAUCAGGGACUAUGAUGGAGCUACGCUGUGUCAUCGCUGUCAUCCGACAUGGAGACAGAACGCCCAAACAGAAGAUGAAGAUGGAAGUUCGCAACCCCAUGUUCUUUGACCUAUUUGAAAAAUAUGGAGGAUACAAAACAGGGAAAUUAAAGCUGAAGAAACCAAAACAACUGCAGGAGGUGCUGGACAUCACACGGCAGUUGUUAGCAGAACUAGGACAGCACAAUGACUGUGAGAUAGAAGAAAAGAAGUCCAAACUAGAGCAGCUGAAGACGGUUCUGGAAAUGUAUGGCCACUUCUCGGGGAUCAACAGAAAAGUGCAGCUAACUUACCUGCCCCAUGGGCAGCCCAAAACCUCAAGUGAGGAAGAAGACACACGUAAGGAAGGUCCGUCUCUGCUGCUGGUGCUGAAGUGGGGAGGAGAGCUGACUCCUGCUGGCAGAGUACAGGCUGAGGAGCUGGGAAGGGCCUUCCGUUGUAUGUACCCUGGAGGACAAGGAGACUACGCUGGAUUUCCAGGCUGCGGGUUACUGCGUCUACACAGCACCUACAGACAUGACCUGAAGAUAUAUGCAUCUGAUGAAGGCAGGGUGCAGAUGACGGCUGCAGCCUUUGCAAAAGGUUUGCUGGCUCUGGAGGGUGAGCUGACACCCAUCCUGGUGCAGAUGGUGAAAAGCGCCAACAUGAACGGGCUGCUGGACAACGACAGUGACUCACUGAGCAGCUGCCAGCACCGCGUCAAGGCCCGACUCCAUGAGAUUCUGCAGAAGGACAGGGACUUCAUCGAUGAAGACUUUGAUCGGCUGGCCCCAACCUGUAGCAUCUCUUUGGUGAAUUCAAUGAAGAUAGUCCAGAACCCGGUGGCCACAUGUGACCAAGUCUAUGCCCUCAUUCAGAGCCUCACCUCCCAGAUUCGAAAACGGAUGGAGGACCCCAAGUCAGCUGACCUGCAGCUGUACCACAGUGAGACACUAGAGCUAAUGCUGCAGCGCUGGUCCAAACUUGAGAGGGACUUCCGGAUGAAGAACGGGCGCUACGACAUCAGUAAAAUACCUGACAUUUACGACUGCGUGAAGUACGACGUCAUCCACAACGCUACUCUGGGCCUGGAGGACACGCUGGAGCUGUUCAGACUGUCUCGAGCUUUGGCCGACAUCGUCAUCCCGCAGGAAUAUGGGAUAAAUAAAGUGGAGAAACUGGACAUAGCAUAUGCCUACUGCCUCCCGCUGGUCAGAAAGAUACAGCUUGACCUGCAGAGAACCCACGAGGACGAGUCUGUCAACAAGCUGCACCCUCUGUACUCUCGCGGAGUGAUGUCUCCUGGGCGCCAUGUCAGGACACGAUUAUAUUUCACCAGUGAGAGUCACGUCCAUUCCUUGCUCAGCAUUUUCCGAUAUGGAGGCCUACUUGAUGAGGAGAAGGACCAGCAGUGGAAGCGUGCCAUGGAUUACCUCAGUGCCGUCUCUGAACUCAACUACAUGACUCAGAUUGUCAUCAUGUUGUAUGAGGACAACAAUAAGGACAUCUCCUCAGAGGAACGCUUCCACGUAGAGCUUCACUUCAGCCCUGGUGUCAAAGGCGUUGAGGAGGAGGAGAACGCGCCAACCGGCUUUGGCUUCAGGCCCGCUUCUGCAGAGAACGGGCAGAAGCAGCCUGACCCCGGCAGCUUGGAGGACCUCUCACGAGAUGAGACCGACCGCGCCGUGCCGCUGUCUGAGCCAAUCACUAUUCAGAGGAAGUCCCCACUCAUACGCAAUCAUAAAACGGGAUCCAUGGAGGUUCUGUCUGAGACAUCAUCCUCCAAAGUAGGCAGUUAUCGCCUCUUCUCGCUCUGCUCGCGUCAGUCCCCCGAGAUGAAACAAAGUGGAUUAGGCUCUCAAUGUGCCGGGCUCUUCAGCACCACUGUCCUAGGUGGGUCCUCUAGCGCCCCUAACCUGCAGGACUACGCACGUGCACAUCGCAAAAAAUUCUCCACUGGCAGUCUGUCCUACAAAGACGAGUUGUUGUCUAUGCCGGCAGUAAAACGAUUUUCUGUGUCGUUUGCAAAGUAUCCGACUAAUGAGCCCUUGGAGGAGCAUCAUGUGGCCCAGUUGUUGAGGCGUUUCUCCACCGACCUUAGCCUGGGCCGCCACUUCUCUCUGGACAGGGCAGUGAGCCACCACCUUCAUCAGUGCUCCUACCACCUCCGCCUCUUCCGAAACUGGCUCAUCUCCGGCCAGGACCCCCUAGAGUACCUCCACGGCUUCGAAGGCUGCUCCAUGGUGCCCUCCAUCUAUCCUCUGGAAACGCUGCACAACUCGCUGUCGCUAAAACAAGUCAACGAGUUCCUCGCCGGUGUGUGCGAAAGUGCAGGGGAUCCACACACGAGGACUACCAGAGCUCUGUCAGCCAUGUUUGGCGCACACAACCAGCCGUCAGUGGACUCGUACAUCCCUCAGAGAGUCUCUUCCUCCAUCUCUCUCAGAUCUCGUUCCGACAGACCUCCUUGGUACAGCAGUGGCCCAUCCAGCACAGUAUCCAGCGCUGGACCAUCCUCUCCCACUACAGCUGACACUUCCCCACGCUUCAGCUUCAGUGAUAAGAUCUCCCUCACCUCUCAGAGCAGCGAGGAAACUCACUCCUCUCAAAACAUUUCUACCCAGCCAGUGGCUGUCUUUGGGUCACAAGUCCUUGACCCAACUUGUCUCUGUGUUUCAAACCCCUCUGAAGUCCCUCUGACUCCAAAUAACUCGCCAGAGGAUGAUGCUGAGCACUGCGCUGUUACUGAUCACCAGCCUGAUGAUCUUGAAUACACACAGGAAGGGCCAGAGGUGGAUUCUGCAGCCGUGGAUUCUGCAGCCGUGGAUUCUGCAGCCGUGGAUUCUGCAGCCGUGGAUUCUGCAGCCGUGGAUGCCUCCAGCGGUGCGAUUUCAGAUCCUGGCCUGAGACCGCCCUGCUCUGCGUUAGCUGAGCUCACACUGAGUCGGAUGGAGGGUUACUGUCUCCCCGGCUCUCUUCCUGUGCUGUUGGAACUCAGAGAGAGCAGCAGUGAGGCGGGCUCCAGCUCCCAGACGCCCCAGUCUCCAGAGGGACCCGAUGAGUUCUUUGACACUCAGGAGUCGAUGGAGUUGUGGAUGGACAGUCCAGAAAGCCUCCCUAGUCCUGAGACGCCUCUAGAGGUCGGAGCCACUCACACAACAGAGCCGUAGGGCGUGGACACCUCCAGAACAACAGGCUACUGACCUGUCAGAAACUACAGUGGUUACAUCUGUAAGCAUUAUCCUUGUCGGUCAUGAGCAGAGAGGCAUUGUACUGAGCUACAUCCCACUGGGCCUCUCAUAUCCUCUGGCUUGUGAUUCUCACACUAGGCUUUAUGUUGGGCAUGCCACACAUGCUGUUCAUUGCCUUUUUAAAAAGCUUUCUGACAGUCCACCGGUUCAGUUCAUCUAUCUGUAAAGGUGUAGGAAGCCACUUGUUGUAAGGUGAAGCUUUAUUGUCAAGUCUAAACUUAACAACUCUCUUUUACUGUCGUUUAAUGCUGUUAUGCAAGCCUUUUCUUUAAAGCUGCAUUAAUCAAUGUUUGACCUCUAGAGGGCAGAAACGCCCAGAGCCCUGACAUGUGAUCACCCUAUGAAGUAGCUAAGGUGUUAGCCAUCAGUUGCCUAGUUAUCUGUCACCUCAUUGGAGUUUGGAUCCACACGAUGAAUUGAAGUUCAAUAUUCACUUUCCUUUCAGCACUGGUUUGCUCUCUACCAACUCCUGAGGAAAAAUAUGUGGCCCUUUAGCAGCUAGAUGCUCCACUGUGCUCACCAGAUAGACGAUAACAUUGUCUGCCUGCCAUUAUAUGCUGGGCAGGUAAUGUACAGGAAAUUUAUCAGGGCUUGAUGAGAGUGUUGAGGUAUAACCAUACAGGAAAUAUUUUGUAAAACUAAAACAAUGAGCUAAAGGACGUGUUCAAUUAAAUUUUUGUGACCUUAAAGAUAUUGAUUAAUGGAGCUUUAAAUUGUCUAUCUUGCGUCUUUCUUACUUUCAGCCAUUUUUAGGCAGCCGUGCUUUAUCAUCAGUAUGUAAGCACAAGCUUUGCUGUUUUCUUUCUUUCUCCUUAGGAUAUAGAGACUCAAUACUUUUAUGAGAAACACAGGAAAUGACUUACAAGACAGAGAAAACACAACCUCUGGCUGUUCUGUUUUUCUGUGGCGCUACAUGUUUAGUACCUGCAUCUGUGAUUUCAAAACAAACAAAUCAAAAGCUGAAUGACAGCAGCUGAACCUUCAUUACUGCCAGUAAAAUCUAAUAAGUGUUUAAUCUCCCGGUCAAACCGUGUGUGCACUGCUUACUGCCAAAGUCCUUAAGCCUCAUUGAAGAUUUAAUAUAAUCGGUAGGAACUGAUAGAGAAAAUAAUAUUUAUUUUGAAAUUGCAUCUUGGAGGGAAAACAAGUCUGGUAUUUUUGAUACCCACAUCAGAUAUUUAAUUGUACCAUAGCUAUUGUAUAUUUGUAAAAUCACCUCAUGAUGUUGGAAAGAUCUGUAAGCUAAUCUCUCAUUUUAUCACUGAACAAACAGGAGGGCAUUUUAAAUGAAAUAUGCUUUUAUUGUGGCAAGCAGUCAUGUAGCAGGUGUGUGUGUGUGUGUGUGUGUGUGUGUGUGUGUGUGUGUGUGUGUGUGGGGAUACACACAUGCUUGAGAAGCAAUUCAGGUAGAUGAGUACGCUGAUGUGCAAUUCUCUGUUUAAUCUGUGGGAUUUCAUGUUACAUGGAGAUGUACUGUACAGCUGUGAGUCAUCCUGUCUGUGUGUACGGAUCAUCACUCACUUUGCUUUUGUGCAGCAGGUGCUCUUUGCUUAAAGGGUCAAUUUGCUAAGGUGUCAUGUUGUCUUGGCUCAAUUUGCUCAAUCAUCACAAAAACAAACAAAAAUCCUUCUGGCCUCUUCUGGUACCUGACCAUGCAGGCAGUUUUGGUUUUUAUUUGUCCAGGUUUUGAGACGGCAACAAUGUUUGUUUCCACAACCAGUGUUGACAUUACUUUGGAUAAUUCAGACCUCAAUAAAUGUUUUUCUUUGGAACUGCUGUACUCUAUACAGUGUUUUCGGUGGCAUAUUUCAUUUGCACAUUAUAAAAAAAACGUGUAACUCACAGAAAAUUGAGAAAAAGUCACAAUUUCACAAAACGUUUUUUAAUGCUUGGACGAUGUGGAAAUGUUUAUCAAUAAAAAUAAAAUGUAGCUAAGUGCAGCAGAAACAGACACAUCAUGAUGUACACUUCAAGUGGGGGGGUGGGGGGGGCUGUGAGGACCACAAACUAAAUUUUGUUAAAUUCCAGUGCAUUGAAAUUGAGUCAGAAAUCUCAAAGACGGAUGUCUCCAAACCUGGACAAAUUAAACCAAAUCUCCAUGGCUGGACACCACUAGAGGUGUAUUUUUUGUAAAGAAUUGACCCUUUAAAAGCUGCUCUGAAAUCUACCUUUUAAUCAUUGACAGCGAACCUUCUGAUAGACUGUUUAGUAAUCAAAUAUCAAUAAUAAUCCAAGAUCUCCCUGCUGAGCUUUGGUAGCUGCCCUUCUGAAUGCUUUGUGAACUGAAACAUUCUCUUGUUUCAUGUCUGAUAUUUCAACAUGUUGGCUAAUAAGCUUUGGUUUAAAUGCACCAUGUGUGUUUUCCUAAAUCUGUGCAGACUGUACCAAGCCGAUGGACUCCACAGCUCAACCACUUCCACAAAUGUUUCCUCUCUGUUGUUCUGGAAUAAUUUCCUCUGUGUGAAGUUAAUAAUUUGAUUUUAGAAAGAUCAUUACUGUAUAUGGAACAUCCACAAUAGACUGUAAUUCUUCCAACAAUGUUACAAAAUACAGCUUUGGAAUGUAAAUUCCAUGUGUGGGUUAACUUUAUUGUUUGGUUCGGUAAUAUGGUUUCUACCCUCUAAAAUAAACCAGUUCAACUUAAUAAUCAAGUAUAAAAACAUUUAUAGAAAGAAAGAUUUUAUGUAAACUUGCCAUAAACGUUACGUAAACAUGCCUUUGCAAACAGUGUAAACUUUAAAUAUCUACAGUUAUGUAUGUCGAAUUUAGCUAUUGCCUCAAAGUUCUUACAAACAUACUGUAUUCAAUUUUUUUGUGUUGCAUUUACAUAAUUACAUUUUGAAAUGUUUCAUUGCAAAUCAUCCAUUUUUUGCCUCAUCUACUUUACCAGUAGAUAAGGCAAACUGAGGCAAAGUAAUAAAGUAAAAGAUGUGGAUUACCUCAUUAUGUCAGAAAAACAGCUAGAUAUACUUGAAUAUGAUGACUGAUAUAAAACGUUUAAUAGUAAAUAAUAAAUAAUUUAAAUCUGUGACAUCCAAUAAGAGUCUUACACAAAACUAUGUGGACAUCUGAACAUUGCAUCCGUAUCUGAUUGUAGAACAUGUCACUCAAAAAUCUUGCCCAUCAAUCUGCUAAUAUAACAGCCUCCACUCUU
Micropterus salmoides (largemouth bass) is the source of this 8058-nucleotide messenger RNA. Its product is annotated as inositol hexakisphosphate and diphosphoinositol-pentakisphosphate kinase 2-like. Gene Ontology annotation, cellular component: cytosol. Gene Ontology annotation, molecular function: diphosphoinositol pentakisphosphate kinase activity; inositol hexakisphosphate kinase activity; 5-diphosphoinositol pentakisphosphate 1-kinase activity. Gene Ontology annotation, biological process: inositol metabolic process; inositol phosphate biosynthetic process. Lineage: Eukaryota; Metazoa; Chordata; Actinopteri; Centrarchiformes; Centrarchidae. The transcript is spliced from 31 exons. The record is from RefSeq and is a predicted model, not a curated record. The coding region runs from base 489 to 4823 and encodes 1444 amino acids.